Molecule: messenger RNA, 2641 nt
Organism: Prorocentrum cordatum
Lineage: Eukaryota; Dinophyceae; Prorocentrales; Prorocentraceae
Source: the annotation of a GenBank genome assembly
GGAUUUCUUCCGCGGCUCUGGCAUUCCGCCUCGCCUCCGCUGGGAGGUCGAGCGGCGUGCUCCAGCGCACGUGUGUCACUGGGAGACCUCCGUUCCCCGAGCAACAGAAACAUUGCGAGGGGCACAGCCCCUAACCUUGUCGUAACACAAUGAAGGCGCAGCCUGAGGCAGGCCUCAGAUUUGAGGGAUGAAAAGAAGAUGGGACGUGUUGUGGAUGCGUCCUGCGUCUCCGAAAUUAUGCCCCCCCUCAAAGGGUUAGGGGCCCCCUCCCUGCGAGCCCUUGGAGGUUGAUUCUCCGUCUUCCUGAGCACGGGCGCCCCCCGGGGCUCCAUGAUCGAGAGAGGUCGGCUCGGAACAGCCUUCCACGCCGUGGGGCGGGGGGGGGAAAGGAUCUGCGAAGAGUGCCGCCGCUGGAGUUCUCUCUCUGGCUCGUUCGGGCGGGCCCAGCCGUGCCUCCCCCACCGUGACCGGGGAGGGUUCUUCGAAGAGUCCCCCUCCGACCCCCCGACCUGGUCCAGUCCCCGACUCCAGGGGAGCGAGCAAUGGCAUGAGCACAAAAACUCAGAGGUCCGCGCGGAUUUCUCGGAUCGGAGCGCGCCAGGGGCGGCGCCAGAGGCGCCGCCAGGGUGGUCCCAGCGCCGAUCCGAGAAAUUUGGGCGGACCUCCGAGUUUUUUUUGUUUAUGUCAUUGUUCUUUCCCCUAUUCUUUCGUCGACGCGCGCACGGGAGAUCGGGCGGGGGGGGGGCCUCUGAGAAGGCAUUGUGCUUCUCCCAGCAGGGCUCCGCGAGGGAUUGCGAGCUGCCCCCAGUGCCUUCUCGUUCUCGGGAGGCCGUGCACCUCGGCCCGUCCUGCGCCCCCCACCCGACUCCCUAGGCGUCCUGGGCGACUCGUCAAAUAAUGAUUUGACGGUCUGUGGGUUCGGCGCUUGCGCGGUCGGCGUUACGUCAAUGCUGGCAUGAGGCGUUUUGCCCACGCGCAGGGGUGUCCGAAAUUCGGCAGUACUCUCGCAGCAUUGAAGAACGCGUUUUCUGGCAAGUGCCCGAGCUGUCGGGCGCUUCGAUUUCGAACGGCGUUUCAAUCUAUUGGUGACGAGGCUUGUCGAUGGGAGCAAAGCAGAUGGGUUCGGAAGAUCGCGCCGGGCCGCUGAUGCAUCGCCAAUGCGGCUCGAUGUCGAGCCCGAGUUCCUCCACGCCGACGGCGCCGAUGCGCCGUCGACGUCGCCGAUGCAUCGACGAUACUUCGGCGAUGCAUCGGCGAUGCGGCUCGGUCCUCCGACCCCGUCCGCCCAGCCUCCAUCCUGGAGGCCUCGAGAUUCUUGCCCGCCGCCCCAGGGAGAGGCGGGCGAGGAGGCCAGCAGCCCGGGGAGCUCGGAGAGCAGCCGCGGCGUAGGGCUGCCCGUGGGCGGUGCGGGCGUGGGCGGCGGGGAGCACUGCGACCCGGUCGUGGUCGGCCACUGCGCCCUCCGCGAGACCACAACGGCCGGAGCGGGCGCGGGCAGCGCGGGCGCGUGCGCCGUGCUGUGCAGCGUCGUGGUGCGGCCAGAGCUGCGGAGAACAGGGGCGUCGGCCGCUUCAUGGUCGAGCGCGCCGAGGCCGAGGCGUGCGCCCGCGGGUUCUCUUUCCUGUACGUGUGGACCGUGGACGGCACCGAGGCGCUGCUGCGCUUCUACCAGCGGGCUGGCUUCGAGCUGGCGGAGGCCCCCGGAGGAGCAGCGCGGCGGCGGGCGGCUCGAGGCGCUGACGGCCGCGGUCGCGCGGCCCGCGCACCGACCGCGGGGGCCCGCGUGGUGGUCUGGCUCCGCAAGGCGCUGCGUGGCGAGGGCGGGCAGGGGCGAGGCCGCAGGGGCCGCGCCGCGCGCAGGGGCCGGCGGGCGGCGGGCGCGCGGCCCGAGGAUCCCGGGAUCGGGCCACAGUCCAGCGUGACCUCGGCGGCGCAUUUGCAUGCGAGGGGGCUGGAAGCAGUCGUCGUCCUCGUCCGCGUCCCCGAGGCGUCACGGCUACCAUCUUUUGGUGAUGUCCUCGGGAUUCCGUCUCUGGAGUGCACAAUUGUGCGCUAGCGUCAAGCAAUCGUCGAGCAAACGCCGAGUUAGCGUCGAUUCGCGGCUACGCAGCUUCGAUCAGUGUCGAUUCAGCGUCGAUGGUCGUCGACUUAGCGUCGACCAGCGUCGAUGAACGAGAACCAACAGGAUGGUAUGGGAGGCUCCCCGGAAUUGCCACCGAACCGCCUCCUACCCUUUACGGGCCUCUCGGGGCGGUCGGCUCGUACGGAUGCGGCUGGGCGCGGCUGGAGGAGCUGGCCAGGGCAGAUCCUGGAAGCGGUGUCUGGGCACCUGUCUCUUGGGGGGGGGGCACAGACACGAAUAAGCGUCGCUUCCCAGGAAGAGAUGGAACAUGUGGGAGGCGGAGGGGAAGGGAGUCUUGUUCUUUAUGUUUAUUUAUUUGUGUGUCUCUGGGCCCCUGUGGGCUGUCGCCCCCCCCUGCCCCCAUCCCUCCCCGGGGGCGCUGCCUGGGGAAGAGAGCAGCUUCUGUGGGCUGCCGCAGUGGUUCCGUGCCCCAGCAGGUGGCGGACGCCGACGCGGCAGAAGACCGCCCGCCAGCGGGGGGCACCGCGGGAGACGCUCGGCGGCUGGCCACGCUCGAAG